UUAUCGAAAACAAUCGAUUGCUUGUAAGAGGUGUAGUGUGAAAGAAUCGAAAGCAGAAGAACGCAUCGUUUAAAGUUUUUUGAGAUGUGUUUAAAAAAUGACAUUCUAUCUGGAACACGUGUUUACUGGCGAUAUGAUUCACCUGGACGAGGGUGUCCACAUUAUGGGACGUCACUCUAAUUGCACCUCUAUACUGAAGUACGACUACAUGUCCCGAUUCCACGCCCUUGUUUUGGUUAAGCAUGGCAAAAUUUUCGUCAAGGAGCUGGAAACCUACAACGGCGUAUUUAUCAACUAUUCGCUGGAGCGAGUUGGCACGGAAUGGCAGGAACUGUCCGUGGGCGAUGAUCUGUGCUUUGGGGUUAAACUAUACGGCGAGGUCGCUGAGGAGAUCCCGAUUACGUUCGGGAUUUUCACCGUUAAGGAGGAGGAGCUGCACCACUCGCUGGCUGUCGACAACGGUAAUGGACAACACAACGGAGAGCCAUCCAGUUCCCCAUAAACCGGGUGCAGAAAUGCAAAUGCCCCACUUAACGACACAAUCCCGUUUGGGGCGUUAAUUUUCCAAGCCCGAUAAGACCAUGGAACUGGAUCCUAAGGACCAGAGUCCUUGCAUACAAAUCGCCAACAAGAAGCUUCUGCAGUCCGACAAAAACCACACACAGUUGCGGCUGAAAUAAUAGGAAUUACUUAUUUGUAUCAAGUACAAUCAACUAAUAGUAUAAUAUUUGCACUUUCCUACAUUCUAAAUAGAAAUGUAUACCUAUGAAACCC
Messenger RNA from Drosophila erecta, 774 nucleotides. Its product is annotated as protein phosphatase 1 regulatory inhibitor subunit PPP1R8 homolog. NCBI's taxonomy places the organism in Eukaryota, Metazoa, Arthropoda, Insecta, Diptera, Drosophilidae. The record is from RefSeq and is a predicted model, not a curated record. The transcript has 2 exons. Gene Ontology annotation, molecular function: protein binding. The coding region runs from base 98 to 502 and encodes 134 amino acids.